UUCAUCGGUUGGUACAACAGACUUUACAUCAACUUUGUGCUAAGUAGGCAUAUUUUCUUCUUCACACUGCAAAGCUAUUUCCCAGCUAUGUUGAUGGUAAUCCUCUCAUAGGUUUCAUUUUGGAUUGACCAAAGAGCUGUUCCAACAAGAAUUUCUCCAGGAAUCACUACAGGGCUGACCAUGUCCACGAUCAUCACUGAUACAAGAGCCUCCACGCAUCCGGUAUGGUACAUCAGUAUUGAUGGGCACCUAUGGGUCAACUGCAUCUUUGUGUUCCUGUCAGCCAUUGAGUAUGCAACUGUGAACUACCUCACUACACUGGAAAAGUGGAAACAAUUCAAAAGAACAGAGAAGGUUUUUAAAAAAUUUUUCUGAAAUAUUCCAUAUCAAUGCAGUUUUCAAGACAUGGCCUUUAAUGGUUGUUACCAUCAUGAAUAUGAUAUUGAUGAUAUUCUCUUUUCUCUGCACUCUGGAGAGAUCUCUAUUUGAGGAAGAUCCACAGGCAAGCCCAGUACAGACUUCCACCAGAUUUAAAGAAGAAAAUCCCUAGGAGGACAUGUUGGUAGAAUCAUUCUAGAGAACCACCAUGUCAUUGAUACCUAUUCAAGGAUUUUAUUUCUCUUUGUGUAUAUUAUAUUUCAUUUGUUUUACUGAGGUAUCUAUGUAUGA
Messenger RNA from Sorex fumeus (smoky shrew), 669 nucleotides. RefSeq names its product gamma-aminobutyric acid type A receptor subunit rho3 (gene GABRR3). Gene Ontology annotation, molecular function: monoatomic ion channel activity; GABA-A receptor activity; neurotransmitter receptor activity. The record is from RefSeq and is a predicted model, not a curated record. Gene Ontology annotation, biological process: signal transduction; monoatomic ion transmembrane transport; nervous system process. Gene Ontology annotation, cellular component: membrane; synapse; GABA-A receptor complex. Lineage: Eukaryota; Metazoa; Chordata; Mammalia; Eulipotyphla; Soricidae.